Chara braunii is the source of this 3895-nucleotide messenger RNA. NCBI's taxonomy places the organism in Eukaryota, Viridiplantae, Streptophyta, Charophyceae, Charales, Characeae. The record is from the annotation of a GenBank genome assembly.
CCACGCGGCCGAUAGCUGCGCCAAGUACUGGUGGUUUAAUAUCGCAAGAAGCAUCCAAACACGCGGCGCUUUUCUUUGUCAGAAGCUUGUUGAUAGAUUGAAGUGGUCAGCAACCCAUCAGCAGAUCGAAGAUUCGAAUUCGAGCCCUUCGGAAGAGACGAUAACAUAGCUUUGACACAACCAGAUGUCACCUUAAGGCCGAUAACGGAACAAUCAAGAUAUAAAGGGGCAGAUCGGCCUUCGCCGCGUGAUGUCCUUGUGUUUGGGAACACAGUAGGCCUCAACAAACUUACCCUGACUCUUCCAUGCACCGGCGACGAAGAAACCCAAAGCGGUGAACAUGACGCAGUGCUUCUUCCUCGAGUACGACGAGGACGGCAAAAAGAGAAAGGACCCGCCUAGGGUGGUCAUUGACGUCAUGCAGAUUCUUCCGAUUCCGGUGGGAGAGAUCACCUUCAACCAGCGAGCGUUGAACCCGGCCAUCGUCGCAGGCAUCGAAGCGGCAAUUGAAGCAUCAACUCGCCCACAGUCCGUGGAUGAUCCGGCUCCGUGGGAUCCACCGGAGUUGGUGCUGGCUCCGAUUAAUCCAUCAAAGGACGCGGACGAACAAGGAACCCGCGUUCUUCCAGAGGAUUUCGACCCCGAACGGGCAGAUGAGUUUUUCUAUUACCCGGUUGCCGGUCAACAUUCUUCUGAAGCUAUGAAAAGAGCGGUGACGAAGAACUCUGCAGCGGUGGAGGUGUUCGGAUUUCGAAAUUAUGAUCGUGUACGGAUCAUUUAUUUUGACGAUGACCAUACGAACGGGUACCAUUAUGUUUCCACAUAUGACAACACGCGAGGUGACCGUGCUAUGUUGCCAUCGUUCCACCAAGCCUGCGUGGACAUCAGAGGAUUUUGGGACAACAAGAAACGGAUCGGGCCUGUGGGGAACGUGUCCAAAGGGGAUCCCAAAGGCUUGGAGCACCAAAAAACAUGGAGGGAAUUUUUGAGGUCGUGCAUCGGAAAGUCGUGUAAGAAAGCAUUGUGGACCGAGUGUAUCUCUGGGAAGUGGCAGCAGGACUGGACGAACAGAAUGAGGGGGUACAUGAAUGUCGCCACAUGCAAGGACCCGGUAUGGAUACUGGUUAAGGAGUUUUUUGAGAAGUAUGAGGCGGGGGAGUUGCCGCUUCACGACAACAAAUGCCCAAAGGACUUGCCCGGAAAGCAGGCAGGCCGGGUGCCGGGCCAAUACACUGAAGAAGUGCAGGGGAAGAAGGAACUGUUCCAUUGCAUAGCGGCUAAGGACAGGGGACCAAACGCUACCGUGUCCUUCAAAGAUCUCAUUCCAUCAAACUUCAAAUGUUUUGGAGAUAUGACGAGGCGAGAGAAGGAAAUUGCAUUGGGGUUGAUGAUAGAUAAGAAGGUCAUCGCCACUACCCGACUGGUUCCUCCAGGGAAGUUGAACAUGAGCAACCUCCUCGACAUCAUGCAACGGGAAAAAUACAUGAUGCGUCUGUUCAACUACAUCGUCUUCAAAUCAGAAAACAAAGAGGGGAAAGAAUGGAAGGACGGGAACUUUAUCGACUACGAAGGGUUGGAGAAAAGGUUCGGUGUGAAGGCAGCCGAAUGGGAUGAGGAGAGGGAUAGAAUCCCUUUGGAAUAUGUCAGGAGGAUUCCUAAAAGACUCGGCGGAGAGCAAGAGGAAAAAGGCCUGAAAGGAGCUGGCCUGAAGGCCACCGUGGCGUUGUAUAGGGACGCACCUUUCCACUUCAAGUACUUCGUGUACCAUGCGAUUGGGAGAGUGGACUUGCUGACAGCAGAGUUGCGGCGGUUGAAGAACGCUGCCCUUAAUCUUWGCUGGGAGAAGAAACAGCRAYGGUCGACAUUGCUACCRGUCAACAUGCAACCGAAGGAGUUGCUGCCUGCAGGCGACGAAAUUGUGACURCGGYCACGAACUUGAAUUGCAAGGCGGCCAUCYUGGAUCUCGCCAACCCGAARRACUGCYUUGUAUGGACGCCAWCCGAUUUCGAUGCUCUGCGCAAAAUGAUGACRAAAUUGUGCGGUAAUAAUUGGAUUSUGAUUGUAUUUGYUCYGCAAAAACAGCACAAGGYCGUCAUGAAGCAACUUUACARCUGGRAYGAUGCAGAGGUGCUACUCGGGACUUGGAAGCGUUAUCUCGCRUUCGGAACGRCUGUCAGCAASUAUGGAAACUGGCAAGUCGAUUAUAAGGACACGAUGGCGGUCGUCCUGCAUGCUGAGGGGGGCGAGCUCAGGAAGGUAACGAGGGCUCCUAAAUCGGAGGCAGAGAUAGUGGAGCUGAACGUUGAUGAGGAGCAAUUCAAGAGAUGCACAGCAAAGCACGGUGGCGAGGAAGGAAACGAACGAGAGGUGUAUGGGCGGUGGGAACGACAUCCUAAACGGUCGCAGAAGUUGUGCAAUUCGUUUCUGCACGAGGACCAAGGGGUGAUUCUUAUUGGAAAGUGUUGCCUCUGUAUAUAUACCUUCCGCAGCCAGAUGGAGUACCGGUCGGCAACAGAUCCCUGUGCAGGCAAUGGUGGGGGAUUCCAGACCCAGGACAUGCGACAGCAAGAAUCUGUCCACUACUCCUCGCCUUCGCCGGCGAGUAUGCAGUCCUUGAGCGGGCAGAUGGAGGAGGUUGUGCGUGCGGGGACGAUUCAAGUGCCUCCUGCUCGUGUGCCCUCUCCAUUUGUCCAUCAUGCGGAAGCUGCACGUCGGCGGUUCGUUGUUCGACCCACUGCAGAAAGUUUGCACGUGAGCCCUGUGCACACGGGCCAGACGUCGUUUUGCACACAGGUUGGAGGCGGGUAUGGCAUGCCUUCUCCGCACAUGUUCCCGUACGACAGUGGAUAUGGCAUUGCUCCGCACGUGUACCCCACCCAACCCACUAUGGAAAGGGGCGGAGUGAUGAGGGACGAGUGGCAGUGGUCCCCACAGUGCCGACAACCGUCACAGCCCAUGCAUGGCGGGUUGUCCGCUCCCUCGCCCAUGUCGGUGACGCGGUCAGUUGUCGAGCCCUCACCUUCGAUGGCAGAUGUGCAAGGAGAGGAUAUGGAUGAGGGGUGGCCUGUCCACAGUGCAACUUCAUCGCCUGCCGGCUUGCAAGGUCAUUCCUUUGGUGGCGAGGAAGAUGACUUCGUUGGCAACGAUGAAGUUGAAGGUGAUGGCGGUGACAUUGAUGGGCAAAACUCUGACAAGCGGGGAGGAAUCAAGCGUGAAAACAAGCGGGGAGUCAAAGAUGGUGCUGCGAAAAACAAGAAGCAAAACAUCCCCUGGACCUUGGAUGAGAGGAUCGCGCUGUCCAGAAUGAUGGCCGAGGAUGAAGCCCUUAUGGCCGACGCCAACGGGCAGCAUCAGUUCAAGAGGAGUAAGGACCGAUAUAAGUGGGUGCACGAUCGGAUGGCGGAGCAGGGGUUUCCGCACAGGUCGGCGGAGGAUUGUCGUAAGAAGUGGCAGGGCAUGCUGGCGGCAGCGAAGUUGAUUCUCGACAAGUGUGAGAAUGCUUCGGGGAAACCUUCGUACUGGGACAUGACCCUUGAGGAGCGGAAGGCGGAGCAGGUGCCACUAGGCUUUGAGAAAGCUUUGUGGGAAGUGAUGGAGUGGAAACUCAAUCGGCCAUCCAUCAAGUGUGACAAGACGCUGGCGUCCGAGAACCUGCCAGGUAACACAGGGGGGGGAUUCAACGAGCACCGGUCCAGCACAACCGUCAUCAGGGAGGAGUGCUUCCGACGACAAAGCAACGGAGGAAUCAGACCAAGCAGCGAAGACCCGGAGGACGAAUACCGGCAAAACCAGGAUGGACGACACGAUCAACGGUGGGACAGCAUUGGGUAGGGCGAUGGAGGACGCGACACGGUCGUACGACGAGGGUUUGGAUAAGGACGCUGCCACUCUGGC